Molecule: messenger RNA, 1223 nt
Organism: Pelobates fuscus (common spadefoot toad)
Lineage: Eukaryota; Metazoa; Chordata; Amphibia; Anura; Pelobatidae
Product: pancreatic triacylglycerol lipase-like
Exons: 10
Coding region: 50-1093 (347 amino acids)
Biological process (GO): lipid catabolic process
Molecular function (GO): triacylglycerol lipase activity
Source: RefSeq, a predicted model, not a curated record
UGAAAGUCUUCAUAACUGUGCACCUGAUUUUGCCAUAUAAGACACGAAGAUGUUGCUAAACUGGAGCCUAUUCUUCUUUGUCCUGGGAGCUGUACAAGCGGCUGAAGUCUGCUACAACAGAAUUGGGUGCUUUUCUGAUGCCAAACCAUGGGCUGGUACCAUCGAAAGACCUAUUACCAAAUUACCAUGGACUUCGGAAAAGAUUAACACUCGUUUCCUGCUUUUUACAAGAAGCAACCAAAACAGUUUUCAGGUAAUCAGUGCCAUAAAUCCAUCCACCAUCUCCUCCUCGAAUUUCCGUACCUCCAAGAAGACGCGUUUCGUAAUUCAUGGCUUUACUGACAGUGGAGAGGCUAGUUGGCUUUCUGAUAUUUGCAGGAAACUUUUCACAAUUGAGGAUGUGAACUGCAUCACUGUGGAUUGGAGCGGAGGAUCAAGAACUCAAUACUCUCAAGCGGCAAAUAACGUCCGUGUUGUGGGAGCAGAAGUUGCCUAUUUUGUGGACAUUCUUCAGAAAAAUUUUGGCUAUGCCCCUGCCAAUGUCCAUUUGAUUGGCCACAGUCUGGGAGCCCACGCUGCAGGAGAGGCUGGUACUAGGAAAAGAGGAAUUGGAAGAAUUACAGGUCUGGACCCUGCUGAGCCAUAUUUCCAAAACACACCUGUAGCCGUCAGGUUGGAUAUCUCAGACGCUAAUCUUGUUGAUGUCAUUCACACUGAUGCUGGACCUCUGGUUCCUAGUUUAGGAUUUGGAACAAACCAGGCCAGUGGCCACUUGGAUUUUUUUCCCAACGGUGGAAUCCACAUGCCCGGAUGUCCACAGAACAUUCAAAUUCCAAGUAUAACCGUUGAAGACAUUUGGAAUGGUGUUGUGAACUUUGUGACUUGCAACCACAUGCGCGCCAUCAAGUACUAUACCGACAGCAUUGGCCAGACUGGCAGCUUCGUUAGCUAUCCCUGCAAAGAUUACAACACUUAUAAAGCGGGUAGCUGCAAAUCCUGCCCCAGCGCUGGAUGUCCUAAGAUGGGUCACUAUGCUGAUACCUUCAAGGGGCUGACAUCUUCCAGUCAAAUCUUCUAUCUAAACACACCUUAAACCGAGCUUGAUAAAACAUUGAUUGAUAUGCUGGUUAUAAACAUAUUUUCCAUGAAAGACAAUGACCAUUGCUUCCAUCAGAUAUUCAGAGGCCAUUGUAUUUGAUGAUUAAAUAAAUAUUAACAGCACG